Messenger RNA from Perca flavescens (yellow perch), 3440 nucleotides. It is a transcript of the gene ablim2, whose product is annotated as actin binding LIM protein family, member 2. The transcript is spliced from 22 exons. Gene Ontology annotation, biological process: lamellipodium assembly; cytoskeleton organization. Bases 279 to 2414 code for a protein of 711 amino acids. Gene Ontology annotation, molecular function: actin filament binding. The record is from RefSeq and is a predicted model, not a curated record. NCBI's taxonomy places the organism in Eukaryota, Metazoa, Chordata, Actinopteri, Perciformes, Percidae. Gene Ontology annotation, cellular component: actin cytoskeleton.
ACCGUGCACUGUCACCGUGCGCUGCAGUGUCUGCGGGACUUUGUCUUCUCAGUGCGGCGGUGUCGGGACAUCUCUGCGGCAUCGGCAGUCAGGACAACCGGGCAAAGCUCUCUCCGCAACGCUCCCGUGUGUCCACUUGUCUUCAUCCAUCCUGCUGGCUGGCACUGAGGCGUGUGCGCUCUGCGGCUGCGGGCAUCUUCCAUGUCCUGUCCUGUUAGUGUGGAUAGUGGCUUAUUGACUGUGCAUCAUCUGACUGGAGAAGACAUCUGGCUGGCACCAUGAGCAGCACUGUGUUUCAGCAGCAGGCUGUCCACAGCCCUCUGGAGCAGCAGAAGCAGAAAGCAAAUCAGGGCGGAGGAAGACCUAUCCCCUGUCAGAACUGUGGGAAGCCAUGCAAAGGAGAGGCUCUCCGCGUCCAGAACAAACACUUCCACAUCAAGUGCUUUGCCUGUAAAGUAUGUGGAACUGAACUGGCCCAAGGAGGUUUCUUUGUGCGGCAGGGUGAAUACAUCUGUACUCUGGACUACCAGCGGCUGUACGGGACUCGCUGCUUCAGCUGCCAGGACUUCAUAGAGGGGGAGGUGGUGUCAGCCCUGGGGAAGACCUACCACCCCCGCUGCUUUGUCUGCGCCUCCUGCAAACAACCUUUCCCAGCCGGCGACCGGGUGACAUUUAAUGGGAAGGAGUGUAUCUGCCAAAAAUGUACCCAGCCUCUCCCUGCCAACAGCCCUGCACCCAUACAGGCUGUCCACAACUGCUGCGGCUGUGGGAAGGAGUUUAAGAAUGAACAGUCUCUUGUAGCGCUGGACAAGCACUGGCACCUGGGCUGCUUCAAAUGUAAAGUCUGCAACAAGGUGCUCAAUGCCGAGUACAUCAGCAAGGAUGGAAUCCCCUACUGUGAGAUGGACUACCACGCCAUGUUCGGCAUCCAGUGUGAGAGCUGCAAGAAGUACAUCACUGGAAAAGUCCUGGAGGCAGGAGAGAAGCACUACCACCCUGCAUGUGCCCGCUGUGCCCGCUGUGAGCAGAUGUUUGCAGAGGGAGAAGAAAUGUACCUGCAAGGAUCUACCAUCUGGCAUCCUCCGUGCAGACAAGCAGCCAAGCUGGAGGAGAAGAGUAAGAAGCAGGUCCGGAUACAGCUCAAUGACAUCGCUGAGCAACAGGUGACCCGGACUUCAUCUGAGAGCAUUACUUCAGUCCCAGCAUCCAGCGCCUCAGGCUCUCCCAGCAGAGUCAUCUAUGCCAAACUAGGAGAGGAGAUGCUGGACUACAAGGACCUGGCGGCUCUUCCAAAGACCAAGGCCAUCUAUAACAUAGACAGGCCGGACAUGCUGUCCUACUCUCCAUAUGUCAGCUACCCGUCUGAGGAAAGGCACUAUGGAGAGGGUGAUGGGGAGAAGUCCCCCCGUCAGAGGAGGCCUUCCAGCCCCAGCUCCAACAGCUCCCUGGGGGGCUACGGACGUUACACCCCGUGUCGUUCCCCCACCAAUUACAGCCGACCAGGGCCAGAGGUGUACCUUGGUGGUAGACACAGCACCCAGGCCUGUGACUCCAGUUCUCUUGAUUUGCCUCCAAACCUCCUGGGUGCCAUUAAGUACCCCUCCACCUGGGCCAGGGACUCAUCUUCCCUCCCAGUGCACUGUUCUGCUGGGGCUGAAGGGAGUGGUGGUGGUGGCAAGUUCUCGCCCACACCAGUAGGUGGCAGUGCAGGCUUGUCUUUUCACCUGAACCCGACCACCCUGGCCAUGCUGCAGCAGCACAACUACAUCCCUUACUUCAGAGGAAGUGAAAGUGGUCGGAGUACCCCCAGCUUAUCCACCUAUUCUGAUGGCAAAUCCCCUUCCUCUACUUCUACAUAUGUGGCUGCUCCCCGGCAUUUCCACGUACCAGAGACUCUGGUCAAAGAUAAUCUUUAUAGAAAACCCCCCAUCUACAAACAGCAUGCUUCUAGAACAUCCUGGCAGGAUGGGGAGGAUGGCAAGAGGACCAGUUGGAUGAUCUUGAAGAGUGAGAUUGAUGGACAGAUUGGUCCUGAAGACCUGGACCCCCGCAAAUCGACCUGCAGUCUGCCCACUGACACCUCCCAGCCUAAUUUCCCCUACAAUAAGUCUGCAUCCUUACCCGGCUAUGGAAGGAAUGGCAUCUACAAGGCUGCUGAGAUGGUGGAGGAUGAAGUGGACCCACACUCUGAGAGCUGGGGAGUCAUGAGAGAAUACAAGAUCUACCCUUAUGAGAUUCUGGCAGUGACGCAUAGAGUGAAGGUGAAGCUUCCCAGAGAAGUAGAUCGCACCCGACUGGAGAGACACCUAUCUCCUGAGGACUUCCAGCAGGUUUUCGGCAUGACCCUGGAGCAGUUUGACCGCCUGGCCCUCUGGAAGAAGAACGACCUGAAGAAGAGGGCACGCCUUUUUUAGACCGAAGGAAAAUGAUCUCAACAUGCAUGCAUCCUGUGUGGGAGGAAGCACAAAAGAAAGCCAACCCAUUUGAAAUCUCUACAUACAGUAUGCACCGCCAUGAUAGCCCUACUUCCACCUGUAAACCGCCACGCCAUCUGCCAUCCGCCUGUGACGCCGCGGGGAGGCGCUCCGUGCCCGAACAUUUCCACGAUGUUGAGGCAGCAACUAGAGCUUUUUGUAUGCUAUGUGGUGCCAAUGUUUGACCGACAGCCUCACAGAAGAGGAGGCGAGGAGCUGCGUUUGCAUGGCCUGUGUUGAUGCUCCUCGCCUCCCGUGUGGUUUCUGCGUCCUCCCCGGCCCAUCUGGAUGCUUUCAUACACCCUGGCAAAAUAAUGACUUAUCACAUACAAACUAGUUCUCGUGCAGGCCUUCCCCCUGGUUGCUAUGGUCCGGACUUUUACAUAUACACCUUCUUUUACUUCACCUUACCACUGGUUUCUUUCUUUCUUUUUUUUACUGUUUUUUUUAAUUCAACACACAAUACAGAGAUACAAUACAGAGAAUAUACAACUUGGAGGAGAUGCUUUUGUUUUUCAUUGUCUAAUCUGUCUCUACACAUCAUUUGUUUGCUGCUCUGCCUUUUCUCUCUCGCUGUCUCCCCAUCGUUUUAAGUUUUCUCCCUCCACUGAGUGACUUUUACAUUGUCGAGGCAGUUCAUUUUUACACCCCCGCCAUUACUUCAGGGACAGUGAAGAGACUGCACAGUCACUGUGCAAGCAUGUCAAGGCCAAAGACGGGGAUAAGAAACGACUCCAACUUCUGGGAUCUCUUUCUUCAAAAACUGUCAAAAGCCCCUUGUCAAACACUUUUGUUUUCAAUUUUCCUUCAUGUUUUUUUUCUAUCAGUGAAGUUGAGAAAGUCUGGCCGGGUAGUUUCGAUGUGCCGUCCCAUUUCUUACAUAAACAUCUGGUAAAUCAGCACGGAUAGCAGAGCCCAGGCUGGAAAGGGGCCACAAUAUGGCAGUGAAUCACAGAUGGGGCGGGG